UUCAUUUGAAUGCCUUUGUUUGUAUUACAUGGACAGAUCGCUGUUUGUUCCCGCAAAAAAUAACAAUCUUGCUUGGUACUCUUCCCCUGAGAAAUUGAAAAUAGAAUGAGUUUCGAUUCCACUCGCUCUGCAAAUUCAAAGCGAAGUUUCAGUAAUUCAGCGUCUUCUAAUCGUUCUAAUGAUAGCACCAAGACGAAGAAGAAGAAGAAUACUAACCAGGAAACCCUAGGCGUAGCUUGGGGCUCAAAUUCUCGCUCUUCCUCUCGUUCUUCCUUUCGAAAAUCCCCCUUCUCCGAUUUCGGCAGUUAUAUGGCAGAGAAGAAUCGGAAACUACAUAACCAGUUUGAUAAUGAAGCUUCGAAUUCUUCUUUUGGUGGCUCUAGUUCUGCAAAGCCUAUAUUUAUUGGAGUGUCGAUCUUUGUGGAUGGUUUCACGAUUCCUUCAAGCCAGGAAUUGCGAAGCUACAUGCUAACAUAUGGUGGAAGAUUUGAAAAUUAUUUCUCAAGGCAUAAUGUGACACAUAUUGUAUGCAGCAAUCUUUCCUACAGCAAAGUUAAGAACUUGAGAGCCUUCAGUGCAGGGCUGCCUGUUGUGAAACCCUCUUGGAUAUUAGAUUCAGUAGCUGCUGGCAGACUCCUGAGCUGGGUGCCUUACCUACUUGAUCAGCUUGCUAGUAAUCAACCAAAACUUUCAGCCUUCUUCACACCCAAAAGUAGCAAAAGGUCGGAAGAUGCUUUUACUAGCCCAGUGGAAGGUGAUAUUGAAGAUUCAUCAGUGGGAGUUAGCCAAUCAGAGGAGACAUAUUCAACCAAAGUUGAUAACAUGGUUGGAUUUGGAAAGCAAACAAGUAUUGAAUCUGAUGAUAUUCUCCCUGAGGACAUCAAUGCAACUACUUGUGAAGAGCCAAGCAGUGCAGAUAAUUAUUGUGAAGUGCAACUUGACCCCGUUAUUAAAGAUGAGAGAGAUGUGCAAAGUGAACUUGAACCUAGUCAUCAAGGACCUGCUGCAUCAGCUAGUAGCUAUUGCUUAGAUGACCAGAAUUCAAAAGGAUGUCCAAGUUCUACGGCCACCGGGCCUUCUAAACAGUGCCACUCAACUCUUGUAGACCCAAAAUUUGUGGAAAAUUAUUUCAAGAGCUCGCGGUUGCACUUUAUAGGAACUUGGAGAAAUCGAUAUCGAAAAUGUUUUCCCGUCUUGUCUACUGAGUUUAAUCCGGAAAGUUCUGAUGUUAAUGCACCUGUUAUUUCUGGGAAGAAAGUCAUCAUCCAUGUUGACAUGGACUGUUUUUUUGUCUCAGUAGUUAUUAAGGACCAUCCUGAACUUCUGGACAAGCCUGUAGCUGUAUGUCACUCAAAUAAUUCAAGAGGAACGGCUGAGAUUUCAUCUGCAAACUACCCUGCUCGCAGUUAUGGUGUUAGGGCUGGUAUGUUUGUUCGAGAUGCAAAGGCACUUUGUCCUGAUCUUGUAAUUUUUCCGUACAACUUUGAAGCUUAUGAGGAGGUGGCUGAUCAAUUUUAUAGCAUAUUGCACCGGCGUUGCCACAAAGUUCAGGCUGUAAGCUGUGAUGAAGCAUUCUUGGAGGUCACAGUUGCGGAGGGCGAAGAUCCUGAACUUUUAGCUUCAUCAAUCAGAGAAGAGAUUUUUGAGACCACUAGAUGUACUGCAAGUGCUGGGAUAGCUGGAAACAUGCUUAUGGCUCGAAUUGCUACUAAAAGUGCAAAACCAAAUGGUCAAUAUUACAUAAGUCCUGAGAUGGCUGAUGAUCAUCUGUGUCAACUUCCAAUCAGUGAACUUCCUGGGAUAGGGCAUGUUUUACAGGAGAAGUUGAAGAAGCAUAAUGUUCACACCUGUGGAGAAUUGCGUAUUAUUUCCAAGGACUCCCUGCAGAAGGACUUUGGAAUGAAAACUGGGGAAAUGCUAUGGAAUUAUAGCAGAGGAAUUGAUAAUAGACUGGUCGGGGUCAUUCAGGAAAGUAAGUCUAUUGGCGCUGAAGUAAAUUGGGGUGUGAGAUUCAAUGACAUGAAGGAGUGCGAAAGCUUCCUCAUAAACCUUUGCAAGGAAGUGGCAUUGCGAUUGCACGGUUGUGGAGUGCAAGGGCGAACUUUCACCCUCAAGAUCAAAAAGAGAAAAAAAGAUGCUGAAGAACCUGCAAAGUAUAUGGGCUGUGGAGAUUGUGAAAAUAUGAGUCACUCUGUGAAGAUUCCGCUUGCUACUGAUUGUGUGGAUGAAAUCCAAAGCAUAGCAAAAAGGCUUUUUGGACUUUUCCACAUGGAUGUCAAGGACAUUCGAGGUGUUGGUUUGCAAGUUUCCAGACUUGAAGCUGCGGAUGCUUCUAAAAAAGGUACAGAAAAGAACUUUCUAAGAUCCUGGCUGGCUUCAGGCUCUACAAGUAUGAGACAAAAGAGUUCUCCUUUAGUUCAUGACAAUAGGAAUUUGGGUGAGACUUCAGGUCAAGCGUCUAGAGAUUCAGACGGGCUUUCAGUUCAAAUGGAUAGAAAUUUGAUGAGUGAUCAAGUUAGCUCUGGUCAAAUUUCAACUCCACCUCCUCUAUGUCACCUGGAUGCGGAAGUUGUAAAGAGUCUUCCACCAGAAGUCUUCUCAGAAUUAAAUGAAAUUUAUGGAGGAAAACUAGUUGAUUUUCUUGUAAAAGGGAAAGGGAAAACUGAAAGCACUAGUGCCUUGGGAAACUUGUUUGUGGAGCAACGAGAAGCAGCUAUGAACAAGGAACAAGAGCUUCCCUUUUCGGAGUCAAAUCCUGAAAGCAAGAUACCAACAGAAAAUAAGGCAAGGCAGCAUAAACCCAAGGCAAUUGCAGCUUCAGGUUCAGGAGCUGGAGCCCCUGGCAAAGUUCCUAACAAUUCAACUUUUGGUCAAGAUGAUCUAAUGCCUUCUUCAUUGAGUCAAGUGGAUGCUUCAGUGUUGAAACAACUGCCUGAGGAUUUGAAAACUGACAUCCUUGGGCAGCUUCCUGAGCAUAGGAGUCAAGCGUUUUGUUCUAAUUCUGUUUUGACUCCUCUUAAAGAAAACCAUCUGGAGUCAUCAGUCAAUACUUCUGAACAUCAUCCAAGAUCAAGUGAUCCUGUUUCAAAUGGGAAUGAGAGUCUUUGGGUUGGGAAUCCUCCUCAUUGGGUUCAUAAGUUUAAAGUCAGCGAUUACUUAGUAUUGAAGAAACUUGCAGAAGUAUAUGAAAAAUCAGGGGCCUAUAACUCUUUCUCUUUUGUUUUGCACCAAAGUAUGUCCGAAUUUAGACGGCUAGAUCCUGCUUCUGAGAGUUCUGAUGAAACCAUCAACUUCAUGUUUGAGCUCCUGAAGCAGUAUAUCGAAUCAAAGAUAGAGAAGGAUAUUGAAGAGAUUUAUAUUUGUAUCCGGCUUCUCAGAAGGUUUGCAGCAAAGUCACAAUUUUUCCUACACGUGUAUGAUAUGGUUUUACCUUAUCUCCAGGAAAUGCCGAAAUAGUGAUGUACACAGAUUUUAAGUACAUUUAUUGGGUUAGCAGUCUUUCUUGAUGUAAGCAGCUGUUGAUGAUUACUAUGGAGGGAGCUUGCUUAUACCAUCAUAGUAAUACCGGAAUAUCAUAGUGUGCGAAACUUCCUCCUCCUAUUAUCCAAUUGGAAUGUGUGAGGCCACAAAGCAAUCGUUGCCAUCAGCCAUCCUACAUUGACAUCCUGCAGAAUAUGCAUAGCUCUGCAACGCCUGCAGGAUAUGUUCUUAUUUUACCAGUUCAAGGUCUAUAUAGACAGGGAUGGUCACAGAUGGAAGAAUGAGUGGCAUUUC
Molecule: messenger RNA, 3774 nt
Organism: Neltuma alba
Lineage: Eukaryota; Viridiplantae; Streptophyta; Magnoliopsida; Fabales; Fabaceae
Product: DNA repair protein REV1
Exons: 25
Coding region: 106-3456 (1116 amino acids)
Biological process (GO): error-free translesion synthesis; error-prone translesion synthesis
Cellular component (GO): nucleus
Molecular function (GO): damaged DNA binding; deoxycytidyl transferase activity; DNA-directed DNA polymerase activity
Source: RefSeq, a predicted model, not a curated record